CCUCCUCCUCCUCCUCCUCCUCCUCCUUGUCCUCCUUCUCCUCCUCAUCUCCCCAUAUCCCUCCGGAUCCCUCGGGGAGGCCUUUUUCAUCCCUCCCCCGGCGGCGAGGCUUCCCUCCGGAGGCGAGAGGCGGAAGGAAAGGAAAGGCCGGGGCCUGGUCGCCUUGCCUUCUUCCCUGCUUCAUGGAAGAGGAGUCCAUGAAGAGGCGGCGGGGAGAAGAAGCUGGAGGAGAAGGAAGAGGGCUACUUCUCAAGUCUUAACCCACUCUGGAGGCUGUUUCCCCCCUUCUUUCCCCUUCAGGAUGGCCGCCCCAGAGACGACCCAGCUGGAAGCCGAGCUCUACUAUCUGAUGGCCCGCUUCCUCCAGUCCGGACCUUGUAAGAAAUCCGCCCAGGUUCUGGUGGAGGAACUGGAGGAGUACCAGUUGAUCCCCCGGCGCCUGGAUUGGCAAGGCAAGGAGCACCGGAGAAGCUUUGAGGAUCUGGUAGCAGCCAAUGCUCACAUCCCUCCAAAUUACUUACUCAAGAUUUGUGAGCGCAUCGGACCCCUGUUGGACAAGGAGAUCCCACAGAGCGUACUUGGGGUUCAGACUUUACUGGGGGUGGGUCGCCAGUCCUUGCUACGGGCAGCUAAAGACUGCAGGCACACAUCAUGGAAGGGAUCAGCAUUCGCAGCACUCCACAGAGGCAGGCCUCCAGAACUACCUGUAAAUUAUGGAAAACCACCAAAUGUGGUCAAUAUAAUCUGUGCCAGGCAGACAACUGGAUAUGGGCGUUUCAGCCAUUUGUUCCCAUCGUCCUUCUAUCAGCACAUCAAGAUGCACAAGAGGAUUCUGGGGCAUUUAUCGUCUGUAUAUUGUGUAGCAUUUGAUCGCAGCGGGAGAAGAAUUUUCACAGGUUCAGAUGAUUGCUUGGUGAAAAUUUGGGCUACAGAUAAUGGACGUUUGCUCUCAACGCUCCGAGGACAUUCAGCUGAAAUUUCUGACAUGGCUGUUACUUAUGAGAACACCCUCCUUGCUGCCGGCAGCUGUGACAAGGUAGUCCGAGUCUGGUGUCUUCGAACCUGUGCACCAGUUGCGGUGCUGCUGGGCCAUUCAGCUUCCAUUACUUCCAUACAGUUUUCUCCAGCAAGAAUAGGAACAACUCGAUACCUCACUUCUACUGGUGCUGAUGGAACCAUCUGCUUCUGGCAAUGGCACUUAAAUACAAUGAAAUUUAAGGAUCGGCCAGUCAAAUUUGCUGAGCGUUCCCGGCCUGGUGUUCAGAUAUCUUGUUCAUCUUUCAGUUCUGGUGGUAUGUUCAUUGCAACAGGGAGCACUGACCAUGUAAUACGAAUAUAUUAUUUGGGCUCUGAAUCUCCAGAAAAAAUAGCUCAGCUGGAAUCUCAUACGGACAAAGUAGUUGCUGUACAGUUCUGCAACAAUGGAGACAGAUUAAGAUUCGUCAGCGGAAGCCGAGAUGGAACUGCCAGAAUAUGGCAAUAUCAGCAACAAGAAUGGAAGAACAUUGCGCUGGAUAUGGCUACCAAGAUGACUGGGAACAGCCUGCAAUCUGGAGAAGACAAGGUGUCAAAACUCAAGGUCACUAUGGUCGCUUGGGAUCGAUAUGACAGCACUGUAAUAACAGCAGUUAAUAAUUUCCUUUUGAAAGUGUGGAACUCUUCUACGGGUCAGCUUCUUCACAGCCUAUCUGGACAUGAUGAUGAAGUAUUUGUUUUGGAAGCUCACCCAUUUGACCAAAGGAUCAUGCUUUCUGCAGGCCACGAUGGGAACAUUUUCAUUUGGGACCUUGAGAAAGGAACAAAAAUUCGCAAUUACUUCAAUAUGAUUGAGGGCCAAGGUCAUGGUGCUGUGUUUGAUUGCAAAUUCUCUCCGGAUGGUCAGCAUUUUGCCUGUACAGAUUCACAUGGACACCUCCUAUUGUUUGGCUUUGGGUGCAAUAAAUACUAUGAAAGGAUUCCAGAUCAGAUGUUCUUCCACACAGAUUAUCGUCCCCUGAUCCGUGAUGCUAAUAACUAUGUGCUAGAUGAACAAACUCAGCAGGCCCCGCAUCUCAUGCCUCCCCCCUUCUUGGUAGAUGUGGACGGAAAUCCUCACCCCACAAGAUACCAACGACUGGUGCCAGGGCGGGAAAAUUGUAAAGAUGAGCAACUCAUUCCUCAGCUGGGAUAUGUCGCAAAUGGGGAUGGUGAGGUUAUGGAACAAGUAAUUGGGCAGCAAACCAAUGACCAUGAAGAGAGCAUCCUUGAUGGAAUGAUUAGGGAACUGCAACGUGAGCAAGAUUUGAGAAGGCUUAAUGAAGGUGAAGCGCUUCCAAAUCGUCCACAAAACAGACCGCAGUCUAUUAACAGUAAGAGUUCUUUGAGAAGUCCAAGUUUGGAUAUUGCUUCCCCCCCAAAUGUUGGACUUAGACGGAGUGGUCAGAUUGAAGGUGUUCGGCAAAUGCAUCACAACGCCCCCAGGAGUCAGAUGGCCACAGAAAGAGAUCUCAUGGCAUGGAGUAGGAGAGUGGUGGUGAAUGAGUUGCAUCCAGGGGUUAGCAGAGUUCAGGAGGAAUGCAGAGCUGCCAAAGGUGAAUUAGAAGUCCACCUGUAUACAUCUGAAAAGAAGAGAAAACCUUCUUACACUUUGCAAAGGAGUGAUUAUCAGCCCGGCAGUGGGAGAUUGUUGCGAAGAAACCAACGCAAGCGCCAGCAUGCUUAUCAAACACGCUCCACCAUUGAACAUAAUACACAAGGUGCAAGGAGAGGUUCACAUACCCAGGAAGACUCUGAAAGCUCCUCUGAGGAAGAUGAUACAGCUGGCACAAGCGAUGCCUCUGUGGAUGAUAAUGUGGCUGCCUGGCAAAGUGAAAGCAGUUCGAGUGAUUCGUCCAGUGAAUAUUCUGACUGGACUGCAGAUGCUGGAAUUAAUCUUCAGCCUCCAAAAAGACAAACAAGACAAGCAGCUCGCAAAAUAUGUAGCAGUUCUGAAGAUGAAAAUGUAAACGAUACAAAGGGACAAGAAGAAAAACGCAAGAAACCUAAACAGACACGAAAAAAGAAACCCGGUGGAUUACUUUCAAUAGACGGCGAACCCACCGAAGAAUGGUUUGCUCCCCACUGGAUAUUGGACACUAUACCACGACGUUCCCCCUUUGUCCCACAAAUGGGAGAUGAGGCAAUCUAUUUCAGACAAGGACAUGAAGCUUAUGUGCGUGCAGUCAGAAAAGGAAAAAUUUACAAUGUUAACAUGCAGAAGCAACCAUGGAAUAAAAUGGACCUCAGGGAACAAGAAUCUGUGAAGAUUGUGGGAAUUAAGUACGAGGUUGGACCACCUACACUUUGCUGCUUGAAGCUUGCCUUUCUUGAUCCAAUCUCAGGCAAAAUGACUGGUGAAUCAUUUUCCAUCAAAUACCAUGAUAUGCCAGAUGUCAUUGAUUUCCUUGUGCUACAUCAGUUUUACAAUGAAGCCAAAGAAAGAAAGUGGCAGAUUGGGGAUAGAUUUCGCAGCAUAAUAGAUGAUGCAUGGUGGUUUGGAACUGUAGAAAACCAACAGCCUUUCCAGUCUGAGUAUCCAGAUAGUUCCUUCCAGUGCUACAGUGUUCACUGGGACAAUAAUGAAAGAGAAAAGAUGAGCCCCUGGGAUAUGGAGCCAAUUCCAGAAGGAAUAGCCUAUCCAGAGGUGAUUGGGGCUGGAAUUCCCGUGACAUCAGAGGAGCUGGCAUCCCUGUUGUACAAACCACAGGAAGGCGAGUGGGGUUCCCAUUCCCGAGAUGAAGAAUGUGUGCGGGUCCUUAGGGGCAUAGAUCAACUGUUGUCCUUAGAUAUUUCUAACCCAUUUGCUGUCCCAGUGGACCUUAGUGCCUACCCUUUGUAUUGCACUGUUGUUCCUUAUCCAACUGACCUCACCACAAUAAGGAGAAGGCUUGAAAACAGAUUUUACAGGAGAAUAUCAGCUCUGAUGUGGGAGGUACGAUACAUAGAACACAAUGCUAGGACUUUCAAUGAGCCCGAUAGUCCUAUUGUUAAAGCAGCCAAAAUUGUAACAGAUGUCUUACUUCACUACAUUGGGGAUCAGAGUUGUACAGAUAUUCUGGAGAUCUAUAAUAAAGUGAAAGCAGAAGACCUGAGCAGCACAGAUGAAGAAGUGGUGGCAGAAGCAGAUGCAGAUUCGGAUGGUCCAGGAACCUCAUCUGGGAAAAGAACCGUAAAGCGGCAGAUGAAAAAGCAUCCCUCCAAAGUACAUGCCGAUGCCUGGAAAGACCAGUGCAAGCAGUUGUUGAGCUUGAUCUAUGAACGUGAAGACUCUGAGCCAUUCCGUCAACCCGUUGAUCUCUUUUCUUACCCUGAUUACCGAGAUAUUGUAGACACUCCAAUGGACUUCAGCACUGUGAAAGAAACUUUGGAAGCGGGUAAUUACACAAACCCACUUGAAUUCUACAAAGAUGUUCGCUUGAUAUUCUGCAACUCCAAAGCAUACACACCUAAUAAAAAAUCAAGGAUCUACAGCAUGACACUCCGAUUAUCUGCCUUAUUUGAAGACCAUAUUAAAACCAUCAUUUCCGAGUACAAGUCAGCAGCGCAAUGCCAAAAGAGACAAAGACCAAGGUUAAAGUACCGAAAGCGACUCCAAAGCAGCAGCAGUUCUUCCUGCAGUAGCAGAACACCCAGUCCAAAAAGAAAACAAAAGCAACUGAAGAUGCAGCCUAAAACAAACCUUAAUACCUCAUUGCCUGUAACUAGGACUAAUUCUUCAGUUUCAUCUCAUGUUUCAGAUACCACAGAAGAAUUGCCUGGCUCCGUUGAUGCUGAAGAGAUGGAAAGUCAUCCUUCUUCAUCUGGCUCAAAUAUCCAGAAUCGUAGUGGAAAUGAUACUGAACCAGGGAAAAAUAGACCAGUCAAAAAUAAAUCAACACCAGUUAAACAAGAUCUGCCUUCUAAUAAGCCCCUGACAAAUGGUGAUGGGAGAGAGCUCCGGGCAGCGACCAAGCGAAAGCUGCCAAGUGCAUCAGACGAUGAUGAACACACUGAUGAAGAGAAGGAGAGAGAGCGGAAAGAAAAGCCAUGUCUAUCCACCUCAGAAAGUGGCGAUUCACGAUCGAGCUCAAGUUCUGAAAGUAGAUGUGCCUCUGAUUCAGAUUCUGAAUCAAACUCUAAAACAGAUCAGGACUACAUAGAUGGCGAUCAUGACUACAGCAAAUCGGUUCAGGUGAAGCCGAGAAGAAAACUCCGAAGGAACGUCUCCAAAGGCCAGAAAAACUGGCAGGGUAGAGGGACAGCGAGGAGAGGGAGAUGGGGCCGAUGGGGUCGGUGGAGCAGAGGGAGCCGAGGCAGCCGGGGAGGAAGAGGCUGCGGCAGAGGAAGAAGAAGAGGCAGAGGAGGAAGGAGAGGCCGAGGGAGAGGAACUUCCAGAGGAGCCUCCAGAGCCAAACGCCGGCGAAUGGUGGAUGAUGAAUUUGAGAACCUUUUUGGGGGCCGCUUCGGUGAGAACACAUUUGGGGGGCGAUUCAGUAGGCCCCCUCGAAUUAAAACAAGGAAUGAGGGGAGGCGAACAGUUUUGUAUAAUGACGAUUCAGACAAUGACACUUUUGUGCACACUGAGGAUCCCCUGAACCUUGGUACGUCCAGGUCAGGCAGGGUACGGAAAAUGACCGAAAAGGCCAGGGUCAGCCACCUCAUGGGAUGGAAUUAUUGACAGACUGGAAUGAUGGAACUGGACAAAUGGUGUUAGGACUUCAAAGGCUUUCUACUGCAGGGAUAUUUGCCAGAAAAUCUACUAAGAAAAUUGUGGAGGGACUCCACUCACAUUUUUUCUGUGGUGCUUUUCCAUUUUGUUCAUAUGGUUUUUGUGUUUUUGAAGACUUCUGAUUGCCACACUUUUGGGGCCAAAAGAAGCCCUACCCAUGUGUUCUGUUAUCUGCAGAUAUGUUUCCCCACACUACACCCUGAAUUGGUCACAGCACUGUGACAUCUGAAUCAUGUUUUUGAAGUCUUUCCUUGUUCUUUUUGUGUAUGAGUGUGGGUGAGUGUGAGCGUGAAUGCGUGCGUUAUAGAAACAGCACCUUCUUACAGAAUUUUUAAAACAUUGUCUGCCUUGAAUUCCUUACUUACCAUAAUAACUUUUGCACAAUACACCGAUCCUAAAGGCAGCUAUAAAAUGUUUACAGUUUCUCUAUUGUGUGCAGGAUCUGGAUUAUGUUAAUCUUCCCAGGCCAAACUUUCAUGAAUUUGUGAUGAACAUUACUACGUUCCUAUUUGGGUAACUUGAUAAUGCUUUUUCCACUGGGUUUUAAUUCAUAAUUCCAAAAGAAGAAAGGAUUGGUGCCUUGUAAAUAUGUAGCAAAUCUUUGAUGUGAGAUGUCUAACAUGUGUUAACAUUAAUAUAAAGAGAAUACUUGAGAACUAUGAAUAUCUAGACACACCGGUGCCAAACGCAAAAAUGGACUUGCAUCUAUAAUCUUUUUUGCCACUCUUCAUCUCUUUACAGCAUUAUUGAGAUUGCCACUCGGAUGUUAGCAUCAGGGUUUGAAAUGGCCACCUUUCCCCAGACAUGGUUCGUCUAGUAGCUUGGCUAUCUCUUGACUUGCAAAUAAUAUAACCUUUACAGAGAUAGCUCAUUUUGUUUCCUUCAGUAAUGGGGCCACAGUAGGUUAUGUGGCUGGAGUGGAAUCACUCAGUAAGGCGCUAAAUAACUAUGACAAUCAUACUCAGUAUGUUUUUCACAGUUUUGCUGGUUAGAGAGUCAGUUGUUCUUGCGUACUCCCCCACAUCACCACAUUGUGUUUGUUUUUAUUUAGCAAUCAAAAUGUUAACAAAUUUCUUUUACGCCACUGUAUUUUUGCCAACUCCUGUGUCUCAGUGCUGUGUUUUUUUUUUGGUUUUUGUGUGUGUGUGUGUUCAACAGUUGUAACAUCUCAAGUGUCUAGGAAACAAUUUAUGCCUUCACAUCCAAAGACUUCUAAAUGGUGCAGGAGCUCCUGUAUAUACUCAGAACUCCUUUGAAUGGCUUUUUCAUUCACUUCAAUGGAGAAACCUGAGUGGGUAGCUUUUAUUUCUCUUUGUAUUUGAUAGGCUUUCCCCUUUGGCAUGAACAGGGAGGCUCAUGAAUAUAGAACAUCUGCAUGUAAGUUUUUGCAUGGGUGUGAUGGCAUAUCUUUUACUGGAAAGAUACAUGUCUUGUAGCAGCGUCCGAUGGGUAUAUCAAAAUGUAUCAUACUGUAGGGAUCCUAGAGUUGAAGAAGUAUUAUUUUCUUGUCAUUCUAGGCGGAAACCUAUUAAUGUUCUAAAUAUGCUUUCCCCCUCUUCAGACAACCCCCCCUCUUUUUUCCUCUUUGUGGACAGUGUCAUAAUUUACAUAUAAAACAUUACACAGGAGAAUUGAGGGAGUACAAGAGAGAACCAGAAAGCCAUGGUAAGAUGAUGGAUAAUAUUGCAUAUAAAUAUUUUUUAAUCUUACAGAUAAACCUUUUGCCAGAGGUAUUUGGUCAGUACUGUUCAUGAAAUGAUAGCAGGAUUGCUUAUAUGCUAUGUAUAAUAAAAUAACAUGCACAACUUUGAUUCCACAAGUAAAACAAUAUUUUUUAAAAAAUCAAGUCAUAUGGAUAGUCAUUUGCCAACUUGCUAGAAAUUGCUAAGGCAAAAACAGAAUAAUGGUAUCAGUGAGUAAUAAAAUGAAGAGAACCAAGCAUUUAUAUGCAUUCUAUUUGUACUUAUAAACCAGAUAGAUGGAUUUGGCACACAGUUGCUACAAUUCAGACACAUAUUCUGCCCGUGGAAAGACUGAAGCAUGCAUGGAUUUCCCUUUAGCCUAAAUUGCUGCAAGCUUUUUGUUCCUAUAUCCAAAUGGCUUAGUCCCUUUAUUGAUAUAAGUGGAACAGUUUUAAUGGCAUGUUCCCCAUAUUUGCAUUUGAGACAAUAAAAAGCUCUAACUCGGGAUACGAGUAAAGAGUACAGCAUUCCAAGUAUAUGUACUGGGUGUAUGUUGAAGUGAUGGCAGCUUCUCUAGAAUAACAUCGCUAUUUUAGUUUCAAAACAUUCAAUUGGUUACCCUUAGAUGAUGAGAACAAAUAAUGUUAUGUUAAUGAACAAAAUUUUGGCCCUUAGAAUUGCACCUUUUUAUUUUAUUUUUUUAUUCUAUAAAAACUCUUGCUUCGCUUUAUUUUUGGGGCAUUCUCCCUUGGGAUUGGAAAACUGAUACCUUUUCCUUUCUUAAAAUUUAGAUGAUGGGUGGAAUACAGUUGGUUUUGUAAUGUUUACCUUAUGUGUUGCAGAGACGAUGGCAACGACAAAUCACGUUGAAAUUUGGUUAUCCGGAUAGUUUUGUGUGACAAUUCCUACUUGUCCUCGUGUGCUUGUUUCAUCCUGUAGAUGUUCAAGGAUGUCAAGUGUUGUUGGUCACCUCAGUAUGUGGUUGAUUGGACAGUGUUUCUUUUCCAGUGUUGAAAUGAGAUAGGGAUAUGGCCUGGAAGGAGCAAAAGAGUUUAGGACACAUUCUCCAAUAGACAGCUGUCAUGUCCUCCCAGAUUAGGCUUGCAUUGCUUUAUUCAAUGCAUGUCAUGUUCCUUAUCCUUUUCUAUAGCUUCAGAUACUCCAGUAUCACUUGUCCUGUGGAUGUUUUGCAUGAUACUGACUGCAUCCUAGUGGCCUCAGAACUGGGUGUCAGUAGUGAUGGCAGCUUCUUCUAUAGAAGGAUGAGCUCUAGGGGAAAAGAAAUCCAGAUAAUGUCACAUUAAAUCAUUGUAGGGUGGAUCAAGAAAACAAUCUACAAUUCCUUUUCAAAGGCAUAGUCAGGAUUCAAGCUUGGAAAAGUUGCUUUUGGGGACCAUAACUCAGAAUCCCUGAGUGCUGCAUCCAGAACUCUGGCCUUUGUUGCUCUUGCAGAACCUUAAGCAAAACAAAUGCUUAAUACAGCAGCAUAUUGUCUUCAACCAAGAAUAGAAAAUGUACUGACUGUUCUAGUAUGACAACUGGAUAACACUGGUUUUGAGAUCUUUAUACAUGUAGCCAGAUUGUGCGGUAGAAUCCAAAGGUGAUAGAGCAGGCUAUAUUUUGAUCAGCUACAGAUGGAGAAAAACAUUUUUGAAUGCCCCCUCAUGCUGAAAACACACAAACGCACACACGCAACAUGGUAUCUGGAAGAAAGAUCUGGUCUACUCUCAACAGCUAUACGUUUCUCCUUGCAGGAAGGAUUUUUUUAUUCUUUAAAAAAUAUAUAUAUGUGCUCCUAAAAGUACUACAGCUCUUUCCACUGCCUCAUCUGUUCCAUGACCAGGCUCCAUACCUAUUUCAAGCUUUGGUAGAGCUGUGGUCAAAUUACCUGAACAUGGUGAGCGUCUUGUGCAUCAUCAGCUAAGUCAAAAUAACAUUGUUUUGUCCUACAGAUUUCAGUAGUUUUUUGUGGGUUUUUCGGGCUAUGUGGCCAUGUUCUAGAAGAGUUUAUUCCUGAUGUUUCACCGG
Molecule: messenger RNA, 9435 nt
Organism: Sceloporus undulatus (fence lizard)
Lineage: Eukaryota; Metazoa; Chordata; Lepidosauria; Squamata; Phrynosomatidae
Gene: BRWD3
Product: bromodomain and WD repeat domain containing 3
Biological process (GO): regulation of transcription by RNA polymerase II; regulation of cell shape; cytoskeleton organization
Cellular component (GO): nucleus
Molecular function (GO): protein binding
Source: RefSeq, a predicted model, not a curated record